AUGGCUGCUCCGGAAGUUCAUCACCUCUUCCAUAACCCCAUUGCUGAUCACUCGUUUUCCCCUGACAAGUCAACACUUGCAGUUGCUCGGGACAGCAAUGUGGAGCUCUACCAGAAAGCGGGUAACAAGUUCUCAUUGACCGAUGAACUCAAAGGCCAUGAGAAGAUUGUAACAGGUGUUGAUAUUGCUCCUAACAGUGGUCGGAUUGUUACCUAUCGCAAUGCAUAUGUUUGGGAGCGAACCCCCGCUGGCUGGAAACCGACUUUGGUCCUGCUUCGGAUCAACAGAGCUGCAACCUUUGUGAGGUGGUCUCCAUCCGAACAAAAGUUUGCUGUUGGCUCAGGGGCCCGUGUGAUCGCAGUUUGCUACUUUGAGGAAGAGAACGACUGGUGGAUCUCGAAACACCUGAAGAAGCCUAUACGGAGUACCAUCACUACACUCGCUUGGCAUCCGAACUCUGUUCUUCUGGCUGCAGGCUCGACCGAUUCCCACGCGAGAGUCCUUUCCAGUUACAUCAAGGGUGUUGAUACCCGCCCCGAGCCGAGCGCCUGGGGAGAACGUCUUCCAUUUAACACUAUAUGCGGAGAGUUUCUGAAUGACUCGGCAGGAUGGAUUAAAGGAGUAUCCUUUUCUCCAAGUGGAAACGCGCUUGCAUUCACUGGACAUGAUAGUAGCGUCACUGUUGUGUACCCAAGUGCGCCGGACCAACCUCCUCGGGCUAUGUUGAACAUAACCACCCGCUUCUUACCGUUCAACAGCUUGAUAUGGAACGGAGAGAACGAGAUCAUUGCUGCUGGCCAUGAUUGCGAGCCGUACCGCUUCCAUGGAGAUGAGAACGGAUGGCAGCUUACAGGAACUAUCGAAAACAAGUCCGGUUCUGGUGUCGGUGCUGUUCGCGAGGAGUCUGCUCUGAAUUUGUUCCGUCAAAUGGAUCUCAAGGGACAAACCCAGGCUGAUACUCAACUGAAGACCGUCCAUCAGAACACUAUUAAUACAGUUCGCGUAUAUGAGGAGGCCAACGGAAAUGUCAGCAAAUUCAGUACGAGUGGCGUUGAUGGUCGUGUGGUUGUUUGGACAAUAGGUUAA
This is a messenger RNA of Aspergillus oryzae RIB40, 1086 nucleotides long. Its product is annotated as WD40 repeat domain-containing protein. The record is from RefSeq and is a predicted model, not a curated record. Gene Ontology annotation, molecular function: actin filament binding. Gene Ontology annotation, cellular component: actin cytoskeleton; Arp2/3 protein complex. Lineage: Eukaryota; Fungi; Ascomycota; Eurotiomycetes; Eurotiales; Aspergillaceae. The transcript is spliced from 4 exons. Gene Ontology annotation, biological process: Arp2/3 complex-mediated actin nucleation. The coding region runs from base 1 to 1086 and encodes 361 amino acids.